GUAAAUGGAAACACUAUUUUCAAGUUCCAUCAAAAAUAAUAUCACGGUGAAAUAGACUGUGGUGUUUGUUUAUAUUUUAUCUACUCAGUAGGUAUUCUUUGUCACAAACCAAGUAGAAAAAUUAAAAGGUACAAUGACAGACAUAGAGGAGAAAGUUAUAAUGACACCAAAAUGUAAAACAGCGAAUUCCACAACCUUGGUGGUGGAGAGAAAGGCUGUGGAACCAGAGGCAAGUGACAAGAUACAUGUUGCUGGUGGUGAUCACACUGGUAUAAUAAUUAACAAAGAAAAAGUUUAUGAGAAUGGAGUCACAGAGCCUUGCCAUGCUCAGUUAGAAUUUUAUGUAUAUUUAGUAUCAGGAACCACAGGCACUCACACAAGAGAGGCACGUGCAUUACGCUUCUGGUUUAAACCACAAAUGCCACCAAGUGAACGCCCUUAUGAAGCCCAGGCCUUCUUCCGAGAGCUUGUGAGCCCGCAAGAUUUUCCUAAAGAUUAUGUGGGUUUUAUAAAGAAAAUAAUGAAACUAAUGCAGCAUAAAUAUUAUCAGUUAAAAUUAUUAGAAGUUGAACUAAGACAAGAAGGCUGUGGCCCUCCACCUCCAGAAGCCAACGGCGUUAUAACCAGUAAAAGUGUUAUAUACAACUAUUCUAAUGGGUCUUAUAUUGAAGACAGUAUUGUUAAUCAGACACCAGUGAUAUCAGAACAACGAGUAUUGGACAUGAUAGAAAACGCUUAUCCAAAUGCGUUAACCGUUGAAGAUUUUGUCAGCGCAGGAAAAUGGUCUAAGGCGGAAGUGAAAGAUGCAUUAGAAGCGUUGGAAGAGAAGGGUCUGACUCGCACUAUGUCAGAAGGCCUCUAUAUUCGUCAGCAUAGUAUUGAUACCCAGGUGGUGAAACAAAUGCCAACACUGUGUUCAUCACGGCAACCUAGUAUAGCUGUGAUAACAGCUUUGUAUUGCGAGAAGCAAGCUGUUGACGCCAUGAUGGACAAUCAAGAGACGUACGUGCGGUACACGACAGUUGGUGAGUGUCUCUAUAUCCAAGCUAAAGAUCAUAUACUUUCAAUUCCUUCAUUGCAAUAUUCACGGAUGAAACGAAUUAAUAGCAGUUUUAUUGCCUUUGUAAUUUCGGCAACGCACUCAUUUACUCGCUGA
Molecule: messenger RNA, 1156 nt
Organism: Manduca sexta (tobacco hornworm)
Lineage: Eukaryota; Metazoa; Arthropoda; Insecta; Lepidoptera; Sphingidae
Exons: 8
Coding region: 134-1156 (340 amino acids)
Source: RefSeq, a predicted model, not a curated record